Molecule: messenger RNA, 802 nt
Organism: Agrilus planipennis (emerald ash borer)
Lineage: Eukaryota; Metazoa; Arthropoda; Insecta; Coleoptera; Buprestidae
Product: GPI ethanolamine phosphate transferase 1-like
Exons: 4
Coding region: 155-802 (215 amino acids)
Biological process (GO): GPI anchor biosynthetic process
Cellular component (GO): endoplasmic reticulum membrane
Molecular function (GO): mannose-ethanolamine phosphotransferase activity
Source: RefSeq, a predicted model, not a curated record
AUAGAGGACGUUGUUAUUUUCGCUAUUUCAAAUUUGUAUGCAAAUUUGUUUUAAUUGAACAAGUGUAUUCUAAGUGUAUUUUCUGUUUUGGUUUCUUAAAGACAAGUAGUUAUUAAAUAGUUAAAGAGUAUUAGGUGUAUUAAACACCUAAAGAAUGGAAUUAAAUCGAAGAACGAGGGCAAAGCAUACACCGCUUCUUCUCCUAACUGUAGUGGUACACAUCUUAGUGUUCCUCACUGUAGUUGAUAUUUACUUAACAAUUCCUUCUGAAGACGGUAUGAAACAUUAUAAAGCGAAAAUAGACGAUCCUCCUGCAAAAAGAUUGGUAUUCAUUCUUGUUGAUGACCUACAAACUUCAUCAUUGUACACCAUGAAUAUGUCUUCUGCUACACCAUAUCUUUAUUCAGUAACAAAAAAUAGGGCUAGCUGGGGAGUAGCUCAUACUCAAGCGCCUACAGAAUCAAAACCAGGACAUGUUUCUUUACUAAGUGGAAUGUAUGUGAAUCCUAUUGAAAUUUUAAAAAUUUGGAAAGGAGAAGCACUAAAGUUUGAUACAGUAUUAAGUCAGAGUAAAAAAUCUAUAAUUUUUGGAACUUCUGAAUUUAUUGAUUCACUUAAUAUAUACUAUUUUAUCCAUGUCAAGUUUUACCCCCAUGAUGAAGUUAUUUUCGAAGAAAAGAAUGCAAUUGGAACACAGCAAUGGGCAUUCAAGAAGGCACAGCAAUAUUUGAAUAAAAGUGCUUCUACACGUUCUACAAAUGGAAUGAUAAUACUGUUGCAUUUAACAGCCAAAAAUAAGUAA